ACAUCUUGCUUGUGGUUCAUGUUUUGUGAGCUAAUCUGGCUAGCAGAUGUCGACUGGUCAAACUUAUUUUCAGAUGAAUAUAUGCGCAUAAAACGGUUUAAACGCCACUCCUAGUAAAAGGGGAGGAUGGCGCAUCGAAGCACCCCACCUUCGCCCUCGCAGAGGACAGAGUACCUGGAGCCUGAUAAUGAUUCCGACAGGGACUCAGGUGUUGGGGAGGAUGCAGGGGAGGAUGCUGACAGUUGCCAUGGAGGCACAGUAACAGAGGAGGAGCAAGUCAACAAGCAAGAGGAUGUGGAAGAAACCAACGGGGAGGGAGAAGAUUUUACAGUUUUUGUUGCCUUUCAAGGGAAUAUGGAAGAUGAGGACUUCACUCAAAAACUUGACACUAUCCUCAGUGGAAUACCAGACAUGCUUGAUAUGGGCUCUGAAAGGCUACAGCCACAACAUGUGGAGCCGUGGAACAGUGUGCGAGUUACCUUCAACAUUCCUCGGGAUGCUGCUGAGCGACUCAGACUGUUGGCCCAGAACAACCAGCAGCAGCUCAGAGACCUGGGGAUUCUCUCUGUGCAGAUAGAAGGGGAAGGGGCCAUCAAUGUGGCUGUGGGACCAAAUAGAGGACAAGAAGUCAGAGUGAAUGGACCAAUUGGAGCACCUGGCCAGAUGAGAAUGGAGGUUGGCUUUCCAGGUCAUCCUGGUCCAGGAGGAGUACGGAUGGCUAAUCCGGCAAUGGUUCCCCCAGGGCCUGGCAUGUCAGGUCAAGCUAUGGUACCAGGCAGCAGUGGACAGAUGCACCCUCGUGUUCAGAGACCAUCUUCACAGACAGGUUCAGAUGUGAUGGAUCCAAUGAUGCCAGGCAUGUCAGUUCAGCAGCAACAGCAACUUCAGCAUCAACAGGCCGGUCCCCAUGCCUCAGGCCCAAUGCCUCCUCAGGCUGCUCAUCACAUGCAGGCUCUGCAGGGAGGUAGACCGCUCAACCCUGCUGCACUGCAGCAGCUACAGCAACAACAUCACCAACAGCAACAAGCCCAGCAGCAAGCUCAGCUCUCCCAGCUUGGACCUAGACCUCCAUUCAACCCAUCGGGCCAGAUGGCUGUACCUCCUGGCUGGAACCAGCUGCCCUCCGGUGUCCUCCAGCCACCAGCAGCCCAAGGAGGCCCUGCCUGGAGAAAGCCCCCACCCCAAGCCCAAAUGGUUCAACGUCCACCCUCCCUUGCUACAGUUCAGACUCCCAGCCAUCCUCCGCCGCCUUACCCGUUUGGCAGCCAGCAGGCUGGGCAGGUGUUCAAUGCCAUGGGCCAGGGACAAAUACAGCAACAGCAGCAGACAGGAGUGGGUCAGUUUGCUGCUCCCCAGCCUAAAGGCCCACAGGCUGGUCCUGGUGGUGUCACAGGACAGCCCAGACCACCUCCACCCCUUCCACCAACAUCUGGACCGCAGGGAAACCUCACUGCCAAGUCCCCUGGCUCCUCCUCAUCUCCUUUUCAGCAGGGUUCACCUGGGACUCCUCCCAUGAUGGCUCAGAGACCUACAACACCACAGGGUUUUCCCCAGGGCGUUGGAUCACCAGGAAGAGCAGCCCUCGGCCAACAGGGUAACUUGCAGCAAGGAUUCAUGGGAAUGCCCCAGCAUGGACAGCCUGGGGCCCAAGUUCACCCAGGCAUGCCGAAGCGUCCCAUGGGCUUUCCAAACCCAAACUUUGUCCAAGGUCAGGUGAGUGCCAGCACUCCAGGAACCCCUGGUGGAGGAGCCAGUCAGCAGCUUCAGAGCAGCCAAGCAAUGACUCAUGCAGGAGCUCCACCCUCAGCCUCCACCCCUAACUCAAUGCAGGGUCCACCACAUGCCCAACCCAAUGUUAUGGGUGUACAAAGUAGCAUGGCAGGUCUGCCACCUGGUACAACCGCUGGGCCUAGUAUGGGCCAGCAGCAGCCUGGCCUCCAGACCCAGAUGAUGGGCCUCCAGCAUCAGGCCCAGCCCGUGUCCUCCUCCCCCAGCCAGAAGGUUCAAGGCCAAGGUGGAGGUCAGACUGUUCUCUCAAGGCCCAUCAGUCAAGGGCAGAGAGGAGGGAUGACCCCACCCAAGCAAAUGAUGCCUCAGCAAGGCCAGGGGGUGAUGCAUGGGCAGGGUCAGAUGGUUGGGGGCCAAGGGCACCAGGCCAUGCUCCUACAGCAGCAGCAACAACAGCAACAAAACUCCAUGAUGGAGCAAAUGGUUGCCAACCAGAUGCAAGGCAACAAGCAGGCAUUUGGAGGCAAGAUUCCAGCUGGGGUCAUGCCUGGCCAGAUGAUGCGUGGCCCUGCCCCAAACGUUCAAGGUAACAUGGCUCAGUUCCAGAGCCAAGUUGGCCCUCAGCAGAUGACCCCACAACAGCAGCAGCAAAUGGCUCAACUCCAACAACAGCAGUUACAACAACAGCAACAGCACCAAUUGCAACAGCAACAGCUACAACAACAGCAGCAGCAACAACAACAGCAACAACACCAGCAGAUGAACCAGCAACAGCCCCAGCAGGUUUCUAUCGCUGGCAAUCCGAAUCAAGCUAUGGGCAUGCACGGGCAACAAAUGAGGCUCCCUGCUGGUCAUCCUCUCAUCCAACAGCAGUUGCAACAGCAGCAGUUACAGCAGCAACAGAAACAACAGCAACAGGCCAUGUUGCAACAGCAGCAACAGCAACAACAACAACAACAACAACAACAACAGGCAGCUCAACAACACCCACAUCCUUUGGGAGAUCCUAAUAGUGGAACAGGGGACUUGGGGGUCCAACAGAUGGUCCCUGAUAUCCAGGCACAGCAACAGCAAGGCAUGAUGGCGGGUCCUCAGCACAUGCAGAUGGGAAAUGGCCACUUUGGAGGUCAUGGCAUGAACUUUAACUCACAGUUCCCAGGUCAGAUGCAGAUGGGGGGACCCUGCGUACAGCCAGGAGGCUUUAACGUCAGCAAAGAUGUAACACUGACAAGCCCACUGCUGGUCAAUCUGCUGCAGAGCGAUAUCUCAGCCAGCCAGUUUGGGCCAGGAGGAAAACAGGGAGCAGGAGGUGGCAACCAAGCCAAACCCAAAAAGAAGAAACCGGCAAGAAAGAAGAAGCCCAAAGAGGGAGAGGGACCACAGCAAGUAGAGGGACUUGGUGGUCUUGAUGUGGCUGCUGGCAUGGAGGAUUCUGACCUGCCAAAUCUGGGUGGUGAACAGAGUUUGGGUUUAGACACCUCUGGCCAGAAACUCCCUGAUUUUGCCAACAGGCCUGCAGGCUUUCCUGGCCAACCUGGAGACCAGAGAGUAUUGCAGCAGGUACCCAUGCAGUUUAUGCAGCAGCAACAACAACAACAACAACAACAACAACAGCAACAGCAACAGCAACAACAGCAGCAGCAACAGCAGCAACAACAACAACAAAUGCAGCACAUGCAACAGCAGCAGAUACAGCAACAACAAAUGCAGCAGCAGCAACAAAUACAACAACAAAUGCAACAGCAGCAAAUACAGCAACAACAGCAACAAUUACAACAACAACAACAGCAGAUGCAGCAACAGCAGAUGCAGCAACAGCAGCAGAUGCAACAGAUGCAGAUGCAGGGUCAAGGCCAGCCCCAGAUGCACCCUCAUCAGCUGCAGCAACAGCAGCAGCAGCAGCAACAGCAGCAGCAACAGCAGCAGCAGCAAAAUCAGCAGCCACACUUGCAACAGCAGAUGAUGAUGAUGCUGAAGAUGCAGCAGGAGCAGGCAAAGAAUCGCAUGUCCAUCCCUCCAGGUGGGCAGCUCCCUCCUCGGGGUAUGGGCAAUCCACCCGAGGUGCAGAGGCUUCCCGUAUCACAGCAAGGCAACAUGCCUGUAAUGAUCAGCCUUCAGGGACAUGGAGGUGUGCCGCCGUCACCUGACAAAGCCAGAGGGAUGCCCCUGAUGGUGAACCCACAGCUUGCAGGUGCUGCACGAAGAAUGUCCCAUCCUGAUGUAGGACAGGGCCCUCAGAGCACUGGAUCUGAGGAGGCCUCUGCAGGAGCCCACCUGAAACCAGAGAGACCUGGUGGCCCAGAAACUGGGGUGCAGCCUGGAAAUGGGAACCAGCAGAUGAUGACCAACCAAGGCUCCAACGCUCACAUGAUGAAGCAGGGACCUGUUCCAUCACCGAUGCCCCAACACACUGGCGCCAGUCCUCAGCAACAGUUACCUAGUCAGCCUCAGCAAGGAGGCCCCAUGCCAGGCAUUCAUUUCCCAAAUGUCCCGACAACCUCUCAGAGCUCCCGGCCCAAAACCCCCAACAGAGCCAGCCCCAGGCCUUACCACCAUCCCCUCACCCCAACUAAUCGUCCACCGAGCACUGAACCCUCCGAAAUCAACCUCUCGCCAGAGAGGCUAAAUGCCUCUAUUGCAGGGCUGUUCCCUCCCAAAAUAAACAUUCCUCUGCCUCCCAGGCAGCCUAACCUAAACAGGGGAUUUGAUCAGCAAGGUCUUAACCCAACAACUCUGAAAGCCAUCGGACAGGCCCCUCCUAACUUAACCUUACCAGGCAGUAACAACGGCAGUGUGGGUGGAAAUAACACUAACAACAGUCAGCAGCCUUUCGCAACUGGGGCAGGAGGAGCAGGCGCUAAACAGGACAAGCAGCCUGGAGCACAGGGUAAGAGGGCAAGUCCUAGCAACAGUCGGAGGUCAAGUCCAGCCUCUAGCCGUAAAUCAGCCACCCCAAGUCCAGGGAGACAAAAGGGGGCAAAGAUGGCCGUCACCUGCCCCCCUGCCCAACAGCAGAUGGUCAACCCUCAGGGGCAAACCAUGAUGCUCAGCCCCACAUCAGUACCCCCAAGUCCAGUAUCUAUGCCUUCACAAGUGAGUGUGGGCAUGGAGGCACAGCAGGCCCAGACCCCCUUCCAUGGGAUGCAAGGUAACCCUGCUGAGGGUGUCAGGGAAAGUCAGGGAAUGAUGGCAGCAGAGCAGCGACAGAUGCCUCAGCCCCAGCCACAGCCUUUGAGGGAGUUAUCAGCUCCCAGAAUGGCAAGUCCUCGUUUCCCUGUGCCGCAACAGCCUAAACCUGACUUGGAACUACAGGCUGGCACAGUUGAUAGGCACCCAGCACACACAGCUGCCAUGCAGGACUCUGAAGUCUCACCCUCUCUCAGGGCAGCUCCAACCUCCCUCAACCAGUUACUGGAUAACUCUGGGAUCCCAAACAUGCCUCUUCGGCCUGCACAGAGUAACGCUGUUAGGGAUGGCAUGGGAAAAGACAGCCCCAAGUCAGCUUUGGAGCCAGAGAGACCACUCCACAGUAAUCCCCAGAGUACAGAUAUCUCCGCUGCUGUCACUACUGCUGCCACUAUAAAUGAUUCAGAAGCUAAACCCAAACCUACUGUCCCAAUAAUGACCAGCAGUCCUAAUUUGCAGCCUGCUCCAAUGUCCAGCUUGCACCCUAGCACUAACGUGACCUCUAAUAUUAUCCCCAACCCUAGCCAAAACCCCGUCUCCAGUCUUGGUGUCAAUCCCAGUGCGAAUGUAAACCCAACGCCAACCCGCAGUACAAACAGUACUGCAACCACGAGUGUGAGCCCCAACCCAGUCACUUCCAGUCAGAGCAGUCCUGCUUCUAUCGUUAAUACCACUUCGAACUCCAGCUCUGCUCAAAAACCAAGCCCCAGUCCUAAACCUGUGACAAGUGUUCAUUCAGUCAUUCAGAUCCCGGCCUCCUCUAGCACAAUUUCACCUAAUCAGAUCACUGUGUUCGUCACCUCUAACCCCAUCACCUCUGCCCCCACUUCGCAGGUACCCACAUCAUUGGUGUCCACCAUGGUGGCUGUCCCCAACAAGAGCAUUAGACCUCAGGACAUCAGGCAGCAGGCCCCUGUCCCCCGACCUCCUCAGUUUAUCACCACCCCUGUAUUUAUCAACCCCAUUUUUCAGGUCCCAGGUGCAUCUGUGGCUCCCAAUACCACAAUGGUAUCACAGUCAGUCACCAUGAUGGGGCCCAUCCAAGUGUCCACUACAAACAUCCAACUCUCUCCUGCCCCAAGCUCCACUCAGUCCUCAGGGGCUAACGUGACCAGCACUCAGCCUGCCAGAAGUGCUGUUGGACAGCUCCAGCUGGCCACUAGUGUGCCCUCACCAGUUCAAGUUGUUACUCCCCCAGCUCCUUCUCAAAUUAACCCAGGGGCUCCCAAAACAGAAAAUCUAGGUGAAACAGGCUCUGCUCAGAAACCUAGUCCCCCAGUCAGGCAGCCAUCUCCUCAUCCAAGCCCUGCUGCAUCAUCUCCCUUUCAGUCACCGCUGGCCUCACCUCCUCUCUGCUCUAGUCCUGGGGCUGCUAACACCAUCAGAAAAAGCCCCAUGUCUCCGUCUCCCACCGCCCAGGUGAAAAGUAAACCCACACAGGCUUCUCCAACUGUGUCUGGUCCAGCUGAUUCCCAGCAGAGUCCUGUAGAAAGGCCUGCGCAGGGGCCCACUGGGGCUGUACCACCACAGGUUUUUCAUCCUCCUGCUAGUCAAGCCAUUCAGAUUGAAGCAUUAGCUCCCCUUACUACCACUACUGCUGCUCCAAACAACAUUACUCCACCUGCUGUCUCCUCUGCAAUCCCAGUUCCUGGCCAAGUGGCUGCUCCUACUCAGAUUGUUACCCAGGCUCCAGUGCCUCCACCAGCUUCAGUCUCAAGCCAGGCCCAGACUGUACCUCCUCAGACUCCUAAUGUCACUGUAGUUGGUGCUACUACAGGUGUCUCUUCCACCUUACUCUCUACGGUUGCUCCUGUACAAAGUCCCAUACCGUCCAUUGUUUCAAUUGUUGCUGGUUCUGGAUCUGCUUUGGAGGUGGCCCCCACAACAUCAUCUCCAGUUACUAAUCCCAGUGCUGUUCCACCAGCGCAGUUGGACCCUGUGGCUAUGGAGCCCCCCAUGCCGCCAGCUGCUGCAUCUGCUGAAACCACUCAGACCACUGCAGCACCUGUUAAUAAAGAAGUCCCACAGUCCCAGGAACCCAUUACCAGUGAGAAGACGGGUGAAGACGCCUCGACAGGUUCUGAGCAGGGAUGGGCAAAGAAAAGAAAGACGCCCAUCAACUUAGUCCCAAGCACUGCUGUGGAGAAGCCCAAGGGACCGAGCCGGCGCAGCUCUCGGGCAGAGAAGGAGGUGGAGGAGGAGCCAGUAGCAGACAGCGGCAUUAGGAAGAGAUCGGCCAGACCUGGAGCCAGUGCUGCUGUAAAAGAAACUGGAGCAAGCCCCACCCAGGCCAAACGAAGGAAGUCAAAAUAGGCACAAUUGCAGCUGUGGAAACCUGUGAACUGUACUGUAAAUGUUUUUGUUUUCCCGCUGUGAAUCGGUUGAUAUCGGUUUCUUUGUCCCAGAUUAUGAAUUUUCAGUGGAGGAAGAAACCAUGUACAGAUUGUUUUAAAAAGAAUGCUUUUGUUUUGUCCAUGCUAUAAUGUGAGAUUGUAGUUAGAAUGUGUGCAAUACAGUAUGUGUUUGUGUGAAUGUGCUUUUUAUAUUAAAUGCUGGAUUAAUCAUGUGAAGACUGAUAAUGGAACUUGUCAUGAUUGUAUAAUUAUGUUGUAAAACUGAAUUAAAUUUUCUACUGCUUUUUGUUCUGUGAAA
This is a messenger RNA of Plectropomus leopardus (leopard coralgrouper), 7566 nucleotides long. The record is from RefSeq and is a predicted model, not a curated record. NCBI's taxonomy places the organism in Eukaryota, Metazoa, Chordata, Actinopteri, Perciformes, Serranidae.